Molecule: messenger RNA, 480 nt
Organism: Chenopodium quinoa (quinoa)
Lineage: Eukaryota; Viridiplantae; Streptophyta; Magnoliopsida; Caryophyllales; Amaranthaceae
Exons: 1
Coding region: 1-480 (159 amino acids)
Source: RefSeq, a predicted model, not a curated record
AUGUCUCCUUACAGGCUCGUGUUUGGUAAACCUUGCCAUUUGUCGGUAGAACUGGAACACAAAGCCUUUUGGGCCGUGAAACAAUGCAAUAUGGAAAUGGAUGCAGGGGGUGAGCACAGAAAACUUCAAUUGCAAGAACUGGAGGAAAUUCGGAAUGAUGCUUUUGAGAAUGCGAGAAUGUACAAGGAAAAGAGUAAGGCAUUCCAUGAUCAGCGUAUCACACGAAAGACAUUUACAGUUGGGCUGAAAGUUCUCCUGUAUCAUUCUCGACUCAAACUCUUUCUUGGAAAACUCCGUUCUAGAUGGGUGGGACCCUUCGUUGUUACCAAGGUAUAUGACCAUGGUGCGGUGGAGAUUCGUAGUGAGGACACAGGGAAGGAAUUCAAGGUGAACGGUCAUCGAAUAAAGCCUUACUAUGAGGGUUAUCAGGUCCAGAACCUUGAAGUGGUGGAGCUAGAAGCUCCACAUUAUGAAAACUAG